CCCCACGAGGCAGGCCAGCCCGCCGGCGAACAGGCGCAGCCGCAGCUGCAGGAGAGGGACUGCAGCACGGAGCGCUCCAAGCGGCGCUUUGUCGACGUCUGCACCUCCGUUAUGCGCAAGCUGCAGGCGCCGCAGGGGCGGAGCGACAUGCAGCAGGAGGCGGUGUCGGCAAGGGCCCGAAGGGCUUCGGAAGCGGAGCGGAGCGGCGACGCCGGCGCCCCAAGCGUCGAGAUGGAGAAGCUCAUGAAGGCUAUGCUGUCCGUCGCUAGCAGUCUAGUUCACAAAGAGGCAGAAAAGAGAAGUCUUUAA
Gryllus bimaculatus (two-spotted cricket) is the source of this 309-nucleotide messenger RNA. The record is from the annotation of a GenBank genome assembly. Lineage: Eukaryota; Metazoa; Arthropoda; Insecta; Orthoptera; Gryllidae.